AUGGCCGAUGACUUCGGCUUCUUCUCCUCCUCGGAGAGCGGGGCGGCCGAGGCCCCCGAGGAGGACCCGGCGGCUGCCUUCCUGGCCCAGCAGGAGAGCGAGAUCGCGGGCAUCGAGAACGACGAGGGCUUCGGCGCGGCCGAGGGGGGCUGCGGGGAGCCGCAGGCGGCGGAGCAGGCGGGUGACUUUGAGAGCACCGGGGCCACUGUGAAUGGAGAUUUUUUUCAGGAAUCCAACGGACCCACAGAUGCCUAUGCAGCCAUUGCCCGAGCUGACCGAUUGACACAGGAGCCGGAGAGUAUUCGCAAAUGGCGAGAGGAGCAGAAAAAGAGACUGCAAGAGCUGGAUGCUUCUUCAAAAGUGUUAGAACAGGAAUGGCGUGAAAAAGCCAAGAAGGAUCUGGAAGAGUGGAACUUGCGGCAGAAUGAACAAAUGGAGAGGAACCGGGUCAAUAACAGGAUUGCUGACAAAGCCUUUUACCAGCAGCCAGAUGCCGAUGUGAUUGGCUACGUGGCCUCAGAGGAAGCCUUUCUGAAAGAAUCCAAGGAAGAGACUCCUGGCACUGAAUGGGAAAAAGUGGCCCAGCUCUGUGACUUCAACCCUAAGAGCAGCAAGCAGUCCAAGGAUGUGUCGCGCAUGAGAUCCGUGCUGAUCUCCCUCAAACAGACGCCUCUGGCCCGCUAGCCUAGCCGAGGAGGGGCUGGGGUGGGAGUGAGGAUGUGGGUCACUCUUUUGCCAGCAGGCAUAGCUGCAGCACAACAGGCUUAGAGGGCGACCAGCAGGAGACCCAAAAAGCAUCCCACUCCUGCCCC
Molecule: messenger RNA, 812 nt
Organism: Euleptes europaea (tarantolino)
Lineage: Eukaryota; Metazoa; Chordata; Lepidosauria; Squamata; Sphaerodactylidae
Gene: CLTB
Product: clathrin light chain B
Exons: 6
Coding region: 1-684 (227 amino acids)
Biological process (GO): intracellular protein transport; clathrin coat assembly; clathrin-dependent endocytosis
Cellular component (GO): clathrin coat of coated pit; postsynaptic endocytic zone cytoplasmic component; clathrin coat of trans-Golgi network vesicle
Molecular function (GO): structural molecule activity; clathrin heavy chain binding
Source: RefSeq, a predicted model, not a curated record